Rotaria sp. Silwood1 is the source of this 990-nucleotide messenger RNA. The record is from the annotation of a GenBank genome assembly. NCBI's taxonomy places the organism in Eukaryota, Metazoa, Rotifera, Eurotatoria, Philodinida, Philodinidae.
AUGUUCAUUUUCGGUUUGAUUGGAUGUCUAUGGAAUAUACUUAUAUUCCGUCAUCAUUCACUUCGUUUAAGUUCAUGUUGUGUAUAUAUGUCAAUUGGUUCUUUAGCUAGUUUAAUUCAGAUAAUAUUUGGUUUAUUAAUGCGAAUCUUAACUGAUGGUUUUCAUAUUGAUUGGACAGUAACUAAUAUAGUAUGGUGUAAACUUCGAAGUUAUAUAGCACAAUGUGCAUCUUUAACAACUCUCUCAUGUUUUGUAUGGGCUACGAUUGAUCGAUUUUUUUCUACAUGUCGUCAAAUAAAAUGGCGUUAUUUUAAUUCAGUAUCUAUAGCAAGAAAAGUUUGUUUAUCAACAAUAAUUAUAUGGAUGUUAACAUCUAUUCCAACACUUAUUUAUAUGAAACCUAUACAAGAAAGACAAUUUUGUGGAAGUUCAUCAUUUAUAUAUUCAAAAGUAUUAACUUAUUUUAUUAAUCUAUUUUGUUAUGGAAUAUUUCCAUGGUUAUUUAUGAGUAUAUUUGGAAUAUUAACAUUAAAAAAUAUUCGUCAUACUCAUAUACAACGUAUUAAUCCAUUAAGAUCGGCAAUGUUAACACGUAUGGCACGUAUUAAUAAUCAAUUAACAUCAAUGUUAUUUUUACAAAUAAUCAUAUCUAUUAUAUCAUCAAUACCUUAUUGUAUACAAAAUAUUUAUGAAAAUAUAACACAAACAAUAAUUAAAAGUGAAUGUCGUCGUGCACAAGAAAAUCUAUUUCUUCAAAUAGUUCGUCUUGCUUUUUAUUUUAAUUAUAUAUCAAUGUUUUAUGUAAAUUAUUUAUCAUCACCAAUAUUUCGACGUUUACCAAAAAAAGUUUUAAUGAAUUUAUUUAAGAAUAAAAAUGAUGUAUCAAGAGACAUAACAAUAAUUAAUCAUCAAGGAAGUGACAAAAUAAUGGAACGAAAAACUUUGAAGAUUCAGCGGGUUCAGAUACCCUAUACAAUAUCGUGUGUUUAA